CCCGGGUCUCGGCGGUGGGGCGGAUGGAAGAAGAAGAAAACGGAGGUUCGGCGGCGACAUCCCCGUCAAUCAUGGCCGCCAAGAGCACCGGGACACCGCCGCUCGCGCAGCCGUCGCCUUAGGACACUGACCGGGAUGCUGUACUUUCAAGUCCACCAACGACCCAUUCGCUGAGCUCCGAGGAAACUUCGGGGCUGACGAGAGCGACACAGGAUCGGGAGGAGGAAGAAGCGUUCAGUUCUGUGGUGUGGGUCUCUGUGCUACUUGGUUCAGGGAUGGUGAGACCAGUGACCUCUCUUCCCGACCUCCUGGCCUCAGCCCAAGUCUCCCAGCAUCCCAACAAGCCAGCGGCCUGCGAUCGUCCAGCAACCUGAUUACCUCACGCCAUGACCGCUCUGACUGACCUGCUUUCAGGAACUCACUAAUUCAUGCCCCGCAGUGUGAGUGGAGUGGAGUGGAGAUGAGGAAAAGGCAAGCGGCGCACAUCGAGGUCCCGCCCCAGGUCCCUGGACAGCCCCGAGCCAACACCUGCUGCCUGUGCUGGUGCGGCUGCUGCAAGUGUCCCUGGAAUGAAGAGCGGAUGGAGAGAAGUGAGCGACAGACCUGCACCAAGAUGGACAGUAUCGAAGCUGCAGAAGAUCAACAACCCAGCCUGGACCAGGUCCUGUCUUGGGCGCGGAGCUUCGAGAUGAUGCUGCGAUCGCUGGAAGGCCGGGAGAUCUUCCAGGAGUUCCUGAGGUCCGAGUACAGCGAGGACAACCUCCUCUUCUGGUUGGCCUGCGAAGAGCUCAGGAAGGAGAGCGACCUGUUGGUGGUGGAGGAGAAGGCCCGGAUCAUCUACGAAGACUACGUGUCCAUACUGUCACCUAAAGAGGUGAGUCUGGACUCGCGGGUGCGGGAAGGCAUCAACCAGAGUCUGGCCCAGCCCAGCAGCCUGAUGUACGAGGAGGCCCAGCUCCAGAUCUACACCCUCAUGCACCGAGACUCCUUCCCCCGGUUCCUCAACUCCUGCGUUUACAGAGACCUCCUUGCCAGCAGGAGGCGCGCCUGCCUCGGCACCUAGAGACCUUGGCCCGCCUGAGGCCAGAAGACCACUAGGUCCAGUACUACUAUGGUGCCAGAUGGCCCAACACAUCUCUCCCUCUUUCUUGAGUGAAGCUGCUUGAUCUUCUUGAAGCAGUUUCUACCCUUGACUGGUUAGUCCACAAAAAUGUUGGCUGGUGAUGGUUUUCCACCAGCAGUUUGGUGCCAGGGGGAAGACUGGAGAUGGUCCCUGUGGACUCCUCAGGACCAGGACAAGAGAGACAGACAUGCCAAUUAUUCCUGUACUGUAACAAUUAGACCUCACUUUCAUUUCCACCUUUUAUUUUAUAUCAUUCUAGUCCACACUCGAGCCGCACCUUUGCAUGGAAUUCUCUCUUUGGAGUAGUUUAACUAAAUAAGCCCGCGACUGCAAGCGUUUUUUGGAAAUACGGCUUUUCAUCGGACUCGAAGACAAUUUAGGCUUAGUUGUUUGAAGGAGCAUCCAUCCAUCCAUCCAUCCAUCCAUCCAUCCAUUCAUCCAAGCACUUUCCUUCUUAAAGUGGGAGAAGUAAGGGCUAGAAUUGUGGUUGGGCAGCUACGUGUACGACUAUUCCAUUAUUGUCAACUCCUGAAGAAACACCAGGCCUUCACCUGUUCUGGAAGAGAAACAACAAGCGGUGCUGCUGAGAUUUCAAUUUGUCCCAGAAGGCAACCACAGCUAGUCCCCACCACGCCCUGCUGAGAAGCCAGCCUGACAAGCACAGGUGAGGGCAAACAUGUUCUGUUUGAAGUUGGCCCUUGACGAUGUUGUAGUGUGAGUCUGUGAUUAGCUGCUGAAGCGGGUGCCCAAGGCCAUGUCGAGUCGUUCAGCCGGCACAUUGCAGUUGGCAACUUGGAAUGACCAUGCUUGAGUCAGUCGCUAGCGGCCCUUGUUUUUGGGUGGAGGCUAGCACUGCCAGGCCUCUAUCUCUCUUGGUUUACUUUUCUAACGCUGACUCUGGCCGCAUGCGACGAUAACGUACUUGAAAGAAACAUUUAUCCAACGGAGGUGCUGCCAACAUGUUUGCUUUUUGACGGCAGACCAAACUGAAAUAUUCACCAUGUUUCUGUUGAAUGACCGAGGCCAUGUUUUUCACAACAGUCCUACCUUUCGGAGGUAGUGUCAGGGGCGCCUGUUCUGUCGCCUUUUAUAGGUGGUCGCAGCAUCUGGUGAGCUGCAUGACAUCUGCCAAUAAAUGCUGCAGUAUUCUAGAAAAGCAAGAAGAGGAAGUUAGCUCCUGACCUUGUUGACGUGCCAACUUUGACACAGCCUAGCAAAGGUGCAACGUUGUAGUUAAAUACUAACCGCGUGAAUACAUUUCCCAAGAGUUCGUUUAUUGUUACUGAUUUCAAUCGUACAGGCCAAUCUUGUCCUUGAAUGUUCUGAACUCCUGUGGAUGUAGCUCAACUCUGCUGCUGGAGAUAGCAAAGUAGUUUAGCUAGUGCGCUCCUAACAGGCCACGCAUGUCUAAACGCCCUUCCUCCUUUCAUGUGUUCACUCAAUAUUGUCUUUGUGGACAAAAGCUUUUGAUUGCCACUGAAAACAUGUUGAAGCUUUGGUAAGACGCUAACAACACCCAGGUCCACCACAGGGAGCGCUAACAACACCCAGGUCCACCACAGGGAGCGCUAAGGUAGACGCUAACAACACCCAGGUCCACCACAGGGAGAGCUAAGGUAGAUGCUAACAACACCCAGGUCCACCACAGGGAGAGCUAAAGUAGACGCUAACAACACCCAGGUCCACCACAGGGAGCGCUAAGGUAGAUGCUAACAACACCCAGGUCCACCACAGGGAGCGCUAAGGUAGACGCUAACAACACCCAGGUCCACCACAGGGAGAGCUAAGGUGUGCAUGCAUGAUGGACGCACUUGUCUCCGUUUCAGACGGCUGGUCUUACGUAGAGAGCAGAAUGUAACAUUUAAUGGUGCAAUUCAAAGAAGUUUACAUUUCUAAUAAACGCUGUUUGUUGCUAAGACGCUCAUCGUUAGCAUUUGGGAGAAGUCAAUCAUUUAUUGUGACUUUCAUUGCGGGAAAGUGAGCGAGACUUUGAAAGGUGGCUGGGAUGUGAUUGACUUUUGUCUUGGCCAGCUGACGGCGUGCAGGAGGCCUUACGGACUUAUUUCUUCUUGUUAGUAUGAUUUAGUCCACAACAAGUAGACUUUUCACUACCUCUCAUGUUGCUUAUUUAUUUCACAUCUACUUCUUUUGUUUCUCUUUUCGAUCUACUUGAAGCCUAACACUGUAAAAAGAUGAUUUCUAUGUUUUGUGUCCAGAUCAACUAGAUGUCUAUAAAGAAGAAUUCAGGAAACCACGUCUUUAAGGGCUAAUCCCACUCUGCCUAUGCAAACAUGUUAGUGAGAACGGGGCGAGGGACCUGCUGAUAGUCUUCACUCAGCAGAAAUGUACGCUUGCUAUGAAAUAUGACAUCUAUAUGAAAGAAGUAAGAAGAUAGUAUAAUAUGAAGAAAUAAAUGUGACACAAAGUAGCUAACAUGUUGUGUUCAUCCCUCCAUCAUGUCUUCAAUCCACCUUUUGUCAUCUGCUUGGGUUUUUUUCUGGAAGGGCUGAGUGGAAUACAAAUGUGCUAACAACAUGAGCUAGCUUGUAAAGUCAACUUCCUGUCUUUCUCCUUGUAUUUCCUGUUUGCAAAGAAGAUGGCGGUAAGGUGUGUUUCCGCCACGAGCACGUAGCAAAGAUGUUGAUGUUUCUCUGCUGGUAAAAGUACACUGGAAAAGUUCAUGUGUUCACAUUAUUUACAAAGCGUGUUGCUAGCGACAGUAUUUUCUUAUUGACCCCAUCCUAGCUUUACAAAUUCUGUGUUGACGUAAACGGGCUUUCCUUCGUUGGUGUAAUAUUUGCGAUAAAGACUAAAAGAUGCCACUAACUAUUCAUCAUUUACACUCAAAGUUGGAUAUGCUAGGCUAACUACGUUUUAUGUAAAGUAACACCACCGUGCCAUAAACACCAAUUGUCACCCAUUCUUUCCACCAAACUUGCUGUCAUGAUCUGUCCCUCCAGGUCACGUCUCUUAGACUUUCAUUUCCAGUUAGCUUCACGCUAGGCUAAUAGCCUGUAUAAUGUUGGGCCUUGUACUGGAAGUAAAACAGCAUUGUUAGCUGCGAGCUGCUUCCUGCAGAUGGCAACACUUGAUCAGUAAAUGUUGAUGAAAGUCUCCAGAAAGAAGGAAUGAGAAAAAUAAGUAAAUAUCCACCCAGUGACGUCCAAGCCCACCGGUGGAUAAGGCCCGCCCACUUCUGUCACUUGGGAGCACAAUGCACUAUUGGCGUCACGUCACUUGGGGGCGCUGUCCACCGAGCAGGUUCAGGCUUUUUGGAAAAGAAAAGGGUAAAAAAUUAAGAUUUUUAUAUACCGCCGUCUGGGAAAUGAUGUAUUCAAUAAACCCCAAUGAAGUUUGAGCGAGUCAUAAAACGUCUUAUUUACAAGUUUGAGAGGAGUUUCUUUGAGGCGUGUCAUGAAAAAAAAAAUACCGUAUUUUCCGCACCAUAAGGCGCCCUGGGUUAUAAGCCGCGCCUUCAAUGAACGGCAUAUUUCAAAACUUUGUCCACCAAUAAGCCGCCCGGUGUUGUAAGCCGCAUCUAACUGCGCUAAAGGAAUGUCAAAAAAACAGUCAGAUAGGUCAGUCAAACUUUAAUAAUAUAUUAAAAACCAGCGUUCUAACAACUCUGUUCACUCCCAAAAUGUACGCAAAUGUGCAAUCACAAACAUACGUAUAUCAACAUGGACAGAGCUGCGUGAAAAAAGCCACCCGGCCUCUUCGCGUAAACUUAAACUUACCUUAACCACUCGCUCAUCUUUUCUUCAUCCAUCCAUCCCUUCGAGUUAGCUUUUAUGAUGACGCCGGCUGGAAAGGUCUCUUUUGGCAAGGUCUUCCUUUUGAAUAUCACCAUGGGUGGAAGUUUCUGGCCAUUAGCAUGGCAAGCUAGAACCACAGUGAAGGAUGACUUCUCAUUCCCUGUGGUGCGAAUAUUCACCGUACGUGCU
This is a messenger RNA of Nerophis lumbriciformis (worm pipefish), 5067 nucleotides long. RefSeq names its product regulator of G protein signaling 17 (gene rgs17). The record is from RefSeq and is a predicted model, not a curated record. NCBI's taxonomy places the organism in Eukaryota, Metazoa, Chordata, Actinopteri, Syngnathiformes, Syngnathidae.